AUGUCCUUCGAGAGUGCAUGCAACAUCGUCAUCACCGGAGGGACAUUUCUAUUUUGCUCAAACAUCACACCUGGAGCACUUCACAACUCCGCUGAACGGUUUGAUCCUCCAAAGUGCCACGCAAACACACGCACAGCAAUCCUUGACGACAUCAUAACAUGGUUAAAAGACAAGAACGCCUGGGCACAAAUCAUGUGGCUGUAUGGUUCUGCGGGAGUAGGAAAAUCGGCGAUAGCGCAAACGCUCUCAGAGUUGUGUUGGAAAUCGGGCAGUUUGGUGGCCAGCUUCUUCUUUUCACGAGGUGUACAGAACCGGCACUCCGAGACCCCGUUUAUAGCUACACUUGCGUACCAACUUAUGAAGUCAUUCCCUGAAGCUCGAGAGAUUGUAUUGGACGCAGUGGCCAAUGAUCCCUCCAUAUUCUCAUUAUCGCUGGAUAUUCAGAUGCAGCUAUUGAUCAUCAACCCCAUUAAUUCCGCGGCACUCGACGAGGUCACAGGUGCAGCAUGGAGAUCAAGAGCUCCAUAUCUAAUCGUCGUCGAUGGUUUGGAUGAAUGUGACUCGUCGGAGGAGCAUAGGCAUAUACUCAACCUGCUUUUCUCCCUAAUCACCCAGCUCACGAUACCAAUCUCGGUAUUUGUCUCCUGUCGACCUGAACAAGUCAUUCGGGAAGUGUUCAAUGACGAACCUUUGUCUUCAUUUACCAAACGCAUCAAUCUGGACAAUUUCACCGACGAUACAGAUAUUGAUAUCAGAUCAUUUCUUCAGUCAGAAUUCCAGAAAAUCAAAAUCAAUCAUCCUGCUGGAAGUAGCAUCCCAUCACAGUGGCCGUCUAAAGAGGAAAUGAGCGCGCUCAUGAUGCACGCACGAGGCCAUUUCAUCUAUGCAUCCACAGUCAUGAAAUAUGUUGGAUCACGCCGGCAUUCACCCACCAUGAGACUGUCGUAUAUCCUGGAACAAACAGUCCCCUCUUCGGAUGCCCCAUUUGCCGCAUUGGACGCUCUUUACCGUCAUAUCUUACUAGGAGUCGAUAACCUUGAAAAUGUGUUCAAGAUCUUGGUCGUAUUAUUUUUGGUAAACCACACCCUCGUAUCCCCGACAGCAGCGGGGAUUGAAAUUUUUUACUCUCUCCAGCCAGGGAUGGUGGACAUUGCUCUCUGCGACUUGCAUUCGGUCAUUUAUGUCUCCAAGGAUCGAAACGAGCCACUGCGAAUAUAUCAUGCUUCGUUCUCGGACUUUCUUUUUGACGAGGCACGCUCUGGGUUAUUCUUCUUUGACCCAGCAGCUGCUCGAGCAACAUUGGCAAGUGCGACUCUUCAUAUUCCAAUAAACAGUACGUUUUAG
Molecule: messenger RNA, 1344 nt
Organism: Psilocybe cubensis
Lineage: Eukaryota; Fungi; Basidiomycota; Agaricomycetes; Agaricales; Agrocybaceae
Exons: 2
Coding region: 1-1344 (447 amino acids)
Source: RefSeq, a predicted model, not a curated record